CGGUGGUGGCCGGCAACGAGCAAAGUAUAGACGGGGUGGGAAGCUUAUGUAUAUGCAAGUUCCGGGGACAAGCAGCCGAUCCGCCGCCGCCGCCGUCGUAGAGGCAGCAGUCGUUCGUUAACCGCCAACGAUAUCGUCCGAGCGACCACGUUUUGUGUGUACGAUUUGUUAAUUAGAUAUUUUAUUUUUUAUCGUGGGUACGUUUGUUUGUUUUUUUUAUCACAUGUAGAACUGUGUUCUUAGAGUAAUUUUCUAUCGAAACCAUCCUCAUUAUAUGUCUAGGACGUUUUCGACAGAAAAUUGUUUUUCAUAUUAAUCAAAAGUUUUUGUUAAUUGUUCACCAUUAUGAAGUCGAUAAAAUAUUUCUACAGUAGACGCAAAAUCAAAGUACUAAAUCGGUUAUUGUUAUAAUAACAAUAACUACCGCAACAACGCACAGUCAUCGAAGGUGCCUAAUUCGGCCGUGUGGUGGCUGCUGCGGAUUGUCUUUCAUGUAUCCCGGUGGCCCGGCACCGGCGAGCCGCUACAGCGAUCAUGGCAUUGGACAAGACGUGCUGUGCGCAUAUAUGCCCGGUGUCAGCCGCCACAAAGCCGCCGCCCAACGAAUGCCUGGACGUUCGCAAAUGGUGGUGGUUCCUGCUGUCCAGCGUGUUCACGUUCUUGGCCGGUCUGCUAAUUGUUCUACUAUGGCGGUUCUUCGCAUUCCUGUUCACGCAAAAACAACCCAUCGAACUAGUGGCACCGGGAUGCCCCAACUCCGAGCCCAAAAAAGAGCAAAAGCGUCAGGGCAAACAAGAGUUCGAGGGCACAUUCAUGACAGAGGCCAAAGACUGGGCAGGCGAACUAAUAUCCGGGCAAACGACUACUGGGCGAAUACUGGUGGUGCUUGUGUUCAUUUUAAGUAUAGCUUCUCUAAUAAUUUAUUUUAUCGAUGCUUCAAACGAGGAAGUUGAACGAUGUCUAAAAUGGAGUCAUAAUGUUACUCAACAAGUAGAUUUAGCGUUCAAUAUCUUUUUCAUGGUUUACUAUUUUAUAAGAUUUAUUGCAGCCAGUGAUAAGUUAUGGUUUAUGUUAGAAAUGUACUCAUUUGUAGACUAUUUCACGAUUCCACCAUCGUUUCUUUCAAUAUAUUUAGGUCGAACUUGGAUAGGUUUAAGGUUUCUUCGAGCCUUGCGUUUAAUGACAGUGCCUGAUAUUUUACAAUAUUUAAAUAUAUUAAAAACGUCGAGUUCUAUUCGACUUGCUCAACUCGUAUCUAUUUUUAUAUCUGUAUGGUUAACUGCAGCUGGAAUCAUUCACCUUCUGGAAAAUUCAGGAGAUCCUUUUGAGUUCAGAAACCAACAGAAAUUGUCAUAUUGGACUUGUGUGUAUUUUUUGAUAGUUACUAUGUCAACUGUUGGGUACGGAGAUGUUUUCUGUCAGACAAUUUUGGGCAGAACUUUUUUAGUAUUUUUCUUGCUAGUUGGACUUGCGAUUUUUGCGAGUUGUAUACCCGAGAUAAUUGACCUGAUCGGGACUAGACCAAAAUAUGGAGGAACCCUGAAGAAUGAACGUGGAAGGAGACAUAUUGUUGUCUGUGGACACAUCACAUAUGAAUCAGUUUCUCACUUUUUAAAAGACUUUUUGCACGAAGACAGGGAAGACGUGGACGUUGAAGUCGUAUUUUUACACAGGAAGCCACCUGACCUGGAGUUGGAAGGACUUUUCAAGCGACAUUUUACCACUGUUGAGUUUUUCCAGGGUUCUAUAAUGAACCCUAUUGAUUUACAAAGGGUUAAGGUUCAUGAGGCCGACGCUUGUUUGGUUUUAGCAAAUAAAUACUGUCAAGAUCCUGAUGCAGAAGAUGCCGCCAAUAUUAUGAGGGUUAUUUCUAUCAAAAAUUACUCGGACGACAUAAGGGUCAUUAUUCAACUCAUGCAGUACCAUAAUAAAGCGUAUUUACUAAACAUUCCAUCGUGGGACUGGAAACAAGGCGACGAUGUCAUUUGCUUGGCUGAGUUGAAACUCGGUUUCAUCGCUCAAAGUUGUCUAGCUCCAGGUUUCUCUACAAUGAUGGCGAAUUUGUUCGCUAUGAGGUCUUUCAAAACGAGUAGAGAUGUGAUAGAGCGUUUGAUACCGUGUAUAGUUCCUGUGAAGAGUGUGGAGUUUGGUGUAUUUCAGUCUCCGGAUACGCAAGCGUGGCAGAACGACUAUCUGCAGGGGACCGGCUGCGAGAUGUAUACGGAAACCCUAUCCCCAUCGUUCACCGGCAUGACGUUUCCGCAAGCCAGCGAGUUAUGCUUCACCAAGUUAAAACUGCUGUUAUUGGCUAUUGAGAUAAAAGGUGAAGACGGUCGGGAUAGCAAGAUAUCAAUAAACCCCAGAGGAUCAAAAAUACAAGCCAGCACCCAGGGAUUUUUUAUUGCACAAUCAGCAGAUGAAGUUAAAAGGGCGUGGUACUAUUGCAAAGCUUGUCAUGAAGAAAUUAGAGACGAAACAUUAAUAAAGAAAUGCAAAUGCAAAAAUUUGGCGACAUUCCGGAAAGGCGUUCGCGCUAUUCAAAUGGUCGGACGGGCAAACGAUCAUCCCCCCCCCACGGAAACUCCACCAACUCUUCCAAAGAGAGUACAUAAUAUCAGAGGUGACGUUGGAAAGGAAAAAGAAAUUACACCAGUUAUGGGUAACAAAAAUGGUACAACUAUGCCUAAUUCAAUCAUAUCGGUAGCAAAACAAGUAAACAAAGUUAAACCAAUUAAUAGGCAAGCGGAUAAAGGUUCUCCAAACCAAACAUACAAUGGACGAGUACAACAAGAAGAAGGAAGCUACGCUGGAUAUCAACUUGCAUAUGAAGUCAAAAAAUUAUUACCAACUACUCGCGGAGGCUCUACGGGUACAAAUAUGAAUAACAAUGGUAUUCAAAUAGGAAUUGCUGAUGAUCAAGCAAAAGAUUUUGAUUUUGAAAAGACUGAAAUGAAAUACGACUCGACUGGUAUGUUUCAUUGGAGUUCAGCAAAAAGUCUAGAAGAGUGCAUACUCGAUAGGAACCAGGCAGCCAUGACUGUGUUAAAUGGUCACGUCGUAGUGUGUCUUUUUGCAGAUCCAGACUCUCCAUUAAUUGGACUUAGGAAUUUAGUUAUGCCUUUAAGAGCUUCAAAUUUCCAUUAUCAUGAAUUAAAACAUGUAGUUAUUGUUGGCGCUGUUGAUUACAUCCGUCGUGAAUGGAAAAUGUUACAAAACUUACCAAAAAUUUCUGUUCUCAACGGAUCCCCAUUAAGCCGAGCUGAUUUACGAGCGGUGAACGUUAACUUGUGUGACAUGUGUGUGAUAUUGUCAGCAAAAGUUCCUAGUAACGACGAUCCUACAUUGGCCGACAAAGAGGCCAUUUUAGCAUCAUUGAACAUUAAAGCGAUGACUUUCGAUGACACUAUUGGGGUGCUCACCCAAGACGAAACUGUAUCAACCAAACAGUUUGACCCAGAUAGUUUAAACUGUGCGGGUGGACCGAUAGUUUUGCAAAGGCGAGGAUCUGUAUAUGGAGCAAACGUUCCUAUGAUUACUGAAUUGGUUAAUGACAGUAACGUACAAUUCCUUGAUCAAGAUGACGACGAUGAUCCUGACACCGAACUAUACCUUACACAGCCAUUCGCUUGCGGUACUGCUUUUGCCGUUAGUGUUUUGGAUUCACUGAUGUCGACGACGUACUUCAACCAAAAUGCACUAACCCUUAUCCGAUCAUUAAUAACUGGAGGAGCAACGCCUGAAUUGGAACUAAUACUAGCGGAGGGUGCUGGUCUUCGGGGUGGAUAUAGUACGGAUGAAAGCUUAUCCAACAGAGAUAGAUGUCGAGUAGGGCAGAUUUCGUUGUACGAUGGUCCUUUAGCACAAUUUGGAGAAGCGGGAAAAUAUGGCGAUCUUUUUGUAUCUGCUCUAAAAUCUUAUGGAAUGUUGUGUAUUGGUCUAUACAGGUACCGGUUCAGAGAUCGAAGUUCAUCUUGUGACGCAUCUUCAAAAAGAUACGUCAUUACAAAUCCACCUGAUGACUUUUCUCUUAUGCCCACUGAUCAGGUAUUUGUUUUAAUGCAAUUUGAUCCUGGACUUGAGUAUAAACCAACCAGCAGAAAUGGCGGCCGAGUUAAAGAUGAUAACUCCUGACUAUUGCUUUGUAGCGCUCUCACAGACGGCCCAUACUCGUAUAUUUAAAUUGUACUAUCAUUUGAAUUAGCAAUCACAUAAAAUAUUUUCGAAUGAAAAUAGUUACAUCUAAUAAUCGAAGUCAAUCGAUUUUACUUGAUUUUUAAAUAACCGCUCAUUUUUUAUAUACACAUCAUAAUGUUAUACAGCUGCCCUAAGAAAUAGCUUUAUUGAUUAAUUUAAGAUUAAUAUUGACUUACUCUUUGAUAUAAUAAAAAUAUUUUGAUGGUAUAGAAAAAAUCGAGGGGAUCCGUCCUUACUUUUCAUAUUUAUUCUAUUAAUUUCGAUUGACUCAUCUAACAUCGUAAAUAAAACUAAAUAUUAAUUCUUCAGAAAAAAAAUGUUUAUUGACAUACAAUAUUUUGGACUGUAAUUAAAAAUUGUUUUUAUGUAAACCAUUUUUAGGAACGAUUCAAUAAAUUUGAACUAUAUUGUAAAAAGCAUAAUUUAGUACUUUUUUUUGGAAAAUUAAUAUUUAGUGAAUUAUUUUUAAUGAUUCCGUACUUCAAGUUUU
This is a messenger RNA of Daktulosphaira vitifoliae (grape phylloxera), 4684 nucleotides long. RefSeq names its product calcium-activated potassium channel slowpoke (gene slo). The record is from RefSeq and is a predicted model, not a curated record. Bases 535 to 4131 code for a protein of 1198 amino acids. Gene Ontology annotation, biological process: transmembrane transport; potassium ion transport. The transcript is spliced from 27 exons. Gene Ontology annotation, molecular function: large conductance calcium-activated potassium channel activity. Gene Ontology annotation, cellular component: postsynaptic membrane. Lineage: Eukaryota; Metazoa; Arthropoda; Insecta; Hemiptera; Phylloxeridae.